AUGCUUCCCGCUAGCGCUACGGCCCGGAUUUUCGCUGUCUCUCACAUCAUUUCGCUGGCCGAAUCGGUCGCUUGUGCCCCCCUUCCCCUUCUGCAGCGCGACGAGUCAGGGUCGAGCAGCGGCAGCGGGGUCUACAUCGGCGUCGCCCUUGUGCUGGCCGUCGUCCUUCCUGGCGUGUCUGCGGUGCUGUUCUGCUGUGUGAUGAGGCGGGGACGGCCCGGGAGGGUAUCCGCAAAGAGCGUCGACACGGAAGCUGGCGACGAGAAGACAGCUGCUAGCAGUGAGCUGAGUGCAGAGGCGGAAGAGUCCAUCACAGUGGCCGUGAACAGCAUAGUAUGA
Molecule: messenger RNA, 339 nt
Organism: Mycena indigotica
Lineage: Eukaryota; Fungi; Basidiomycota; Agaricomycetes; Agaricales; Mycenaceae
Exons: 2
Coding region: 1-339 (112 amino acids)
Source: RefSeq, a predicted model, not a curated record